GCAGUAGAGCGGGAGAGCGGGAGAGCGGGAGAGCGGGAGAGCGGGAGCUUGAUUGAAGAUUGGUCUAGGUCGGGUAAUCCACGGGAUUUGUAGCUUCCGCCCAUCAGAGUGGCACUUUAUUAAUGGUUUCUUUGUACCCGAGAAAUGUCAUGAUAAUAUCAACAUUCUGCGAAUUGAAGCUCUUUUAGAAAGAAGUUUUAUACCUUUUCCUGUACACUAUUUACUAGACUGAAAGUAUUUUGAUCGCAAAUCCCAAGAAGACGACUAAUUCAGUAUGCCGAGUUCUUGUCAAGAUAUCCGAGCGGCACUGGCACAAUGUCUCCAAGAGUCAGACUGUGUCAUGAUUUAUCGCAAUAAGCCUGCCGAUUGUCUGCGAGCGCCUCUCCUCGAAACUAUGCCCACCAAGUGUCAACAAUUGAAGACAGGUUACGGUGAAUGCAAACGAGGUUUAGUCGAUAUGCGCAAACGAUUCAGAGGCAAUCAACCAAUUUCUGUGAGCAAGGAGAUUGAAGGAGGGGGAGAAAGAAACACCGGUGGACAUAUGCUUUAUGCUGGAAAGCCAGCUUUUGAAAGCGGAGUCAAAGAGACAAGCGGAAACGAGCCCGAAGAGAAGGAUUGGAGGCAGUUGGAGAACGAGAGGUAUAGAAAGGAGUAAAAGAAACAAAUACCUACUCUCAGGAAGGGGCAUUGGGGUAUCAUGCUUUAUAUCGGUUGAAGUUGGUGUUCCAUAUUGCAUUGGAAGGCGUUCAGGCAUUGUAUAUCAAAGGCAUUGCGCGAUCAAGGCUGAUUAUCAUAACGAAAUU
Messenger RNA from Botrytis byssoidea, 803 nucleotides. RefSeq lists its product as uncharacterized. The coding region runs from base 275 to 655 and encodes 126 amino acids. The record is from RefSeq and is a predicted model, not a curated record. The transcript is spliced from 2 exons. Lineage: Eukaryota; Fungi; Ascomycota; Leotiomycetes; Helotiales; Sclerotiniaceae. Gene Ontology annotation, biological process: mitochondrial respiratory chain complex IV assembly. Gene Ontology annotation, cellular component: mitochondrion.